GACAAAAGAUCGUCUUAUUUUUGUGCCUAUAUAAAUAUUUUAUGUAAUAAUUCAAAGACUGAAGACCAAAAAUGAGUUGUUCUUGGAAAUCUUGAGAAGACCCGUUCACACCGCUACAACAACAUCGUAUUCCAAAACUGUCAACCUCAACCUUGACAGUUUCAGUCAGAGCAAGUGGUAAAAUGUCAGGAUAAAAAUUAUAAAAAAUAUUAUGAUAAUAAGUUUUGGCUCUAAUUUAUUUGUAUAUUUUAUAAAAAGUUUCGUUCUGCGAUAAUCUUGCUUAAGCAUGCACUCAAGGGGCCUUAUUUUUUGGAUAGUUUUUAACGUGUACCUCAAAUAUGUAUCAUCAAAUGAAUACAGUGUUCCCCAACCUGCAGAUACUGCUAGGACUAGCGAAAAUUAUAGAAGUAGUUAUUAUUCGGGAAGUGCGGCUUCAGUUUUCGAAGGAAAGUUCGAUACCUGCAAUGAAGAAGAUUUUGCUUGCUUAGCGAUGGCUCAAAAGGAUAAACUAGGACUUGAGGCUAUAAAACAGUUGCACAAGCAAUUGGACGACGAUAAAGAUGGGACCAUAGAUCUAUCAGAAUCUGAUGAUUUUUUGAAAGAAGAACUGAAGUACAAUUCGGGCGCGGAGAAGAGGCAGAAGAAUUUCCACCGAAACGACGACUAUCACAUUUCUGUCAAAGAAUUAUGGGAAGCGUGGCUGAAAUCAGAAGUCCACAACUGGACUGUGGAGCAAACUUCGGAUUGGCUGACGACUUGCGUGGAGUUACCCCAAUACGUCCCCAAAUUCAUCGAAUUUAGAGUUACUGGUGCUAAUUUACCAAGAUUAGCCGUCAAUAAUGCGGCCUACCUAACCGUCCUGGGCAUUAAAGACCCCAUCCACAAACAAAAAAUUGCCUUGAAGGCUAUGGAUGUUGUCCUUUUCGGACCACCGAAAGAUGUACCCCAUUGGAAGGAUCUAACGCUAAUCUUUCUGACCAUCGCCGGCGGUCUGGGAGCGUGGUACUACUACCAGCAAAACAAGAAGUUCAAGAUCCAUUUGAAUCGAAUGACGAAGGAUAUGGAUAGCCUCCAAAACGCCGAAAAAGCUUUGGAGAAUCUCCAGAAGGAAUUGGAGCAGGCCAAGCAGGCUCAAGAAUCUGUGAUAACCGAAAAACAGGACUUAGAAAAGAAACUACAAGAUUCCAGAAGUGAACUUAACUCGUUGCCUAGUUCCUAUUCGGAUUUAGAAGUUACGCAAUUGAAAGCGGAAAUAGAGAUGCUAAGGACUGAAUUGCAACUUGCUGAGGGCGAACUGAAAGACAGGUGCUGGGCGCCACCAGUAGCCCUCCAGCAGUGGUUGCAGUUAACGCAUGAAAUUGAAAAUAAGUCUUACCUUAAGAAGAAGAUCCAAGCUGAGAAGCAGUUGCAACAAGCAAGAGAAGCUUGCGAAAAACUGAGGAAGAAAAGAUCGAGCCUGGUAGGAGCAUUCGUUUCCACACACGGAAAAUCUAUCGACGAGGUGGACAGAAGCAUAGUCGAAGCCAGAACGGCACUGAACGAAGUAACUCAAGAAUUACAAGAACGAGUCCAUCGAUGGAAACAAGUGGAAAUGUUGUGCGGCUUCAACAUUAUGAAUAACAACGGUUUUACUUUCUUAGAAAACGUUCUUUAUAGGAAUGCCAACGGUCGUGGAGUAGGAUUAAGGGGACGCAUGAGCAGUACUGACGACUUGGACGACGACACGGGGUCUGUCUAUAGCGCCUUCCCAGGGUAUUAUGGUAAAGACGGGGAUUCCUCCAGUAGCGAGACCAGUAAGCAGGAAGACGAAAGCGGUACCAGUGACGCGAAAAUCGGGAGCAAAAGCAACAUCCAUUUUUCUGUCGGCGAUGAAGGGUUUGAUGAAAUUCCUUCACCACCUAGACAUGUGAAUAAGUUAACCACGUACCCUAAAAGCAUCAGCCACAGCCAACUCAACGUGACUGUCGCCAAUCCCAUCAGCAAAGUGAUGACGAGAUCAGUAUCGUCGGAAAUCUCGCCAGUUUACGAAGCCAAAUCCAAAUCAGUGUCCGAGCCUAGUUUAGAAUCCGCCAAAGUAAAGUCUUCCAUACGGCAGAUGACGAUCAAAGAACAACCUGCGUCGUCCGUAGAAGAUGACAUCUGUUCGACCGACUCGUCCAUCUUAGACGAUGAUAUUAAAAAGAAGAAACGCAAAUUGAACUUCUUCACCAAAAAAAGUAAGAACAAAGCGGACUGAUGAGAACCCCGUUCCGAUUUAGUGAAAUUUGUUAUCUAAUUUUAAGACCAGUUGUCCGAGUACUACAUACACCUUGAUCUGUUUAUUUUUAUUAUAGAACUACGCAGUUUCUUUAGUUUGUGCGUACAUUGUGGUUCUUUGGUGCUAUUUUCGGAGUAUUUAUCGUCAUUCAAUGUUUAUACAAUGUAAUGAAUCGAACCACUCUGUAUAUAUUGAUAAUUUUUGAUGAGUCUCAUUAGUACCAUGACGAGAUGUUUGGAAGUAGACUACAAAAGAUACUAAGCAAAUAAAAAUAUAGUGUGCCUUUAGACCUCAAUUUUGAUGAUCGAAAGCUCAAACUGAUCGCACAUUCAGUGGCGUACCAGCGAAGCGUUAGUGUUGCCUACCUUUCAGACAAACUUGCGCCUUCCAUUGUAUAAUUUACUUAUACAAUGGACAGCCUAAGUCUGACGUCACAAAAUUGGGAGGAGCUUAUAUUGACUCCAAACAAUUUUGUUUGUAACGUUAAAUGGUCAUAAGGAAUUUUUCAUUUAUGUGCUUUGUGUGGCAAAAUAAGACUUCAUUUAGGUAUUUCGUUAAAGAAACGUGUUAAUUAAGAGAUUUUUAUUCGUUUUUGCUCAGGUGGUUUGUAUUACUUAGUGGUUGAAAAUAAACAUAACCUCAAAACUGUUCACGUUCUAAUCAUUGCAUUAAAUUAACUCACCUGGGCAAAAACGAAUAAAAAUCUCUUAAUUGACACGCUUCUUGAACUAAAUACCUAAAUUAAAAGUCUUAUUUUGUCACACAAGCCACGUAAACAAUAAAUUAAAAAUUCCUUAUGAGUGUUUAACCUUAUAAACCAAAUUGUUUGGAGUCAAAUAUAAGCUCCUCCCAAUUUUGUGACGUCAAGACUUAGGAUGUCCAUACCGCCAUAGCCACCUUUACUUUACAAGCCAUGAAGAGAAAAAGGCAACGUCGCAAUUGAUGACGUCCGUAGUCCGACUUUCGGACUACCGCUUUCGAAACUACGAUUUUAAAGUGCAAAUUCUGGUAAAAUUUAUAGUAUUUUUUGAGUCGAAUAAGAAAAUAUUAUUAAUUAGAAGUUUGUACAAAAUAAUAUUAAAAGUAAUUCCUUGUAAGUAACGUUUAUUAUACAAAAGAAAAGCAAUAACAAGAAUAUAAACGGGAUUCAUUUUUUUUCGAAUCCUAAGAAAACUAAUAAGUAUUUUUGAAAAAUUUAAACGCAGAAUGAAAGAUUACGUUAGGACCGAGGGUCGAAAGUCCCUGAAAACUUCUAUGUUUAUUUUAAUAAGUUACAGGGGUGAAAAAUUAAGAAAAUUUAAUGUGAUUUUUAGUUUCAAAUAUGUCAUUAAAAAAACCAUUUUAUUCAUUCUAAGGGACUUUCUGCCCUCGGCAAUAAAGUAAUCUUCCAUUCUGCGUUUAAAUUUUUCAAAAAUACUUAUUAGUUUUCUCAGGAUUCGAAAAAAAUGAUUACAUUUAAAAUACAGGCGUCAAAAUUUUACAUUUUGUUCCUUUCCACUUAAAGUUUGUCGCACUUAUUUAGAAACACCCUGAAUUGAUAAAGAACAAAUCUAGUUGUUAAACAUAAGCGAAUUAAUCAAAAAAACAGAAUGUUAAGAAAACCGGAGUCUAUAGUUGGGUUUUAAUUUCAGUAUUUUAUAAAUGCCCGGUACACCAUAAAAAUUUAACUGGUUAGCAACAAUAUUAUUACAGCGGUAUUUUAAAAGAAUUAGGCUAUAACAUAUUAAAAAAUAACUUAAAUCUGCCAACAGAUUUAGGAAAUAUAAGACAUUAAAAAUGAAAAAAAAUUUAAGUGGACGGAUUUCUAUAUGCACGCAAGUUUAUAUAAAAAUAUAUUAUAUUGAACUAAAAUCAUCUUAAUAACAUACCUUUAAAUGUUCUUUAUAAUUUGGAGCACGAAAUAUUGUAAAAUAUUUCAGUUUCUCUGUAAAUACAGUGAAAAUUAUUUAAAAACAAAUGAGAACUGUCAGAAUUAAUCGGUCUACCAGUAGAUGUUGCCAAAUUUCAACUUCAUGGCUUGUUAAGUAAAGGUGGCUAUGAUACCGCUCAAAUCGGUCGUUUUAGCGCCUGCGCAAUGAAAAUUUACAAUAUUUGGCGUGCUACACUCGGAAUGUAAAAAGGAAUAAGGAAUUAAGAAACAGCACGAAAUACUUAUAUUGUUUUGAGUUGUCACUUUUUUUAUUAUUGUAAUACUCUAAUUAUUUACUUUAACUUAUUUAUAUCGACUUAUUCAUCUAAAACUAUUAUGUGAUGUCUUGAACCUGUUCUUGUACUUAUAUAAACGAGUAUUUACAAAAAUGUUGACUUUCGUAAGCUGAUAUUCAGUGUAUUUGUUUAUAAUCUCUGUAGUCUCUUUUGGUAUAUAAAUUGGCUAUUUUACAAUAUAUUAGAUGUCCACACAAACCUUUUAAUAAAUAUUUUAGUUAUUUAUUAAAUUUUGCAAUUAAAAACGAGAAAUAGAUGUCAUCUGUCUGUCAUGUCAAUGUCAAAUUCAUGUCGUUUAUCAAUUGAUAUGUCAAUUGUAUUGCAUUCAACAACAAAAGAUUUGUGUGUAUAUCAGUAUUUACUAGCUUCUUAAAACGUACUUACAUAAUGGAGAGUUAAAUACGACCCAAAUAAUUUUUUUUACAUAUUUUCUAUUAUAUUUUGUUCCAGUCAGCAAUGUAAAAACGCACUUUGAUAGAGAUGAUUGAAACGUUUGUAACAGUUCCUAUUACUAAUAUUUGUUUUAUUUACUUAAUAUUCGAUUGAUUUUAUAAGUUUAUCUUUUAGGAAUAGUAAAUAUUAUUACUUAAAAGAAAGCUAAUAAUAUUAGUCCUAUAAAUCACUGCAAAUAAUGAUAAUAUGCAAUUCUAAACAAUAUUCAAACAUUUACAGAAAAUAUCAUCUCUAUAUGGUAGGUGUAGCUUUGACUCAAGAUCACAUACAGUAACCGCCACGCUACUAGACACACGGGUACAUUGAGCUAAUACAAUAUUGGACCCUUCACUUGUUGCACUCUUUACUUUUAUGUCUAGAACGUGAGAAAAUGUAUAGAAACCAAUAUAAACAUAAAAAGUUGACACAUUAUAGAACAGUUUUAUUUGAAGUUUAUAGUUGUCAUUGUGUUAAAGUUGUAAAAAUUACAAAGUAUUGGUAUAUUGUUGGUAUUUUUAGAGCAAACAGUAGCAAUCAACAGGUAGCAACUUCGGGAGAUAGUAUCAUACCCUUUUUCCUAAGGUCUGCGAAAUUUUGGCUACGGUGGUAAUCGACAUUAUCUAAGAAUAAUAUUUUGACAAUUUCACUCAUAGGCGCGCCAAAUGGAAGUAAUAGAAAACAAUUUUGAUAUUAGUAAAUAAAUCAAACAAAUGAAAUAGAGAAUGUGGAAAAAUCCCCUUACGAACAAUUCACACAUCCACCAUUUCGGGCUGGGAAAAUUUUUUGAAUAGAAUCAAAGAUCCAAACACCAGUUCUUAGAAAUGUGUUUCGCCCUCUUCAACCUCUCUGGGCUCAUCGGUAAAGAUAAGAAGUUGAAUAUCUUUAGACACAUUCCAAUCAAAAAACAACAUUCGAGUUCUAGACAUCGCGUAAAUCCCUAGUAAAUAAAUAUUUAUAAAAAUAAACCAAAAUGGGUGAAAAUUUUAUGUUAACAUAGGUAUUUGCACGAAAUAUAAUAAAUAAUAAUUUCGUUGUCGAACAGCCCUUCAACCCUUCUUAGGGUCUCAUCAGAGGUGCAUAUUUCAUUCUCUUUGAACUACUAAAAUUCGGGCUACCGUUAUCGGUUCACAACCAAAUGAUGGCAUGAAUGCCGUGGCGGUAUCUGCUAAAGACGAACGAAAGUUUUACUUCAAAUAUUAACAAUAUCAAAAAUAAAAAUAAAACUUGUCAGAACAUUUUUUGCUUAGAAUGACCCAAAAAAACACAAAAAAAUGUUUUGUUUUGCGAGAAAUCGCUGUUAUGUAAUUCCUCAAGUUCUUUGUUUAUAACAAUCUUAUCGACAUCCGGAUCAACUGUUAUCCAAAAUAUUCGUGUUCUACGGGUCAAAAUACAUAAAAAACUUGGGUAAGUCCAUCUGAAUAAAGGAGGCCGUUGUACCCCCACUGGCGACAGGACUUUGAAUAUCUACCUAAAAAAAUUGGCAUUUGUACUGUAGUCAGGAUUUCUGUACCUAAACAUAGAUUUAUUACAAAUUUCAUUUUCAUGGGAAACAACUUUUCACACUUUUUUUAUUUAUGCCAACAGUAGAUUACUUCUCAUAGGUACUUACAUUAUUAAAAUUUGUGGUGGCUCCAAUUUCGAUGUUCUCAUAAUUUUGGCACGCUUUUUAAUGGACUUUUUCUUGGAAGGAUACGCUUUAUUUUUCGUUUGAUUAACUUUUCCCAUUUUGUUAAACUAUUGAUAAUAUUUUUAGAAUUAAAAAUCCUUCUAAAACUUUAUAUACUCGCAUUAGAAUUCGAAAUAUUUUUACGUAAAAUAUACUUACCUACCUACAUAUAACUAAAACUCACAAUUAACAACAAUCUAUUUUCAAAAAGGCCAACAACUUAUACAACAACAACAAAAUAUAAUAAAUCAACUAUCAACAAACACACUUUCCUAUGAAACAACAAUAACGAAUUCUUAAAUUAACACACUACUGCACUGAACAGAUAUCGAUAAAGAUGACAGAACAGAUUAGAGAAAAUCUGACGCAGGCUAUGACAGUGAUAAUUUCUCUAUGUUGCCUAAUUAGUUAUUAGUUAUAUGUUCGAUUUCUUGUUAGAAAUAAAAAAAUUUAGUAGUCCCAAGAUUACACAAAAUCUAGGAAUGGGAUAAAAAAGUUUAUUUUUUUGUUCUUGUUAAUGGCGGUACAGGCUCGUUUUUUAAACGCUUUUCUUUACUUCAAUAGUUUGCAUCAAAUCUUUAGACGUUAAUUUGACUGACUUUUCUUCAAUGCAAAUGAAUGAAAAUUUGCAGACAUAUGCAUUCGCGGAAAUAAUACACGAAUAAUCAAUAAAAAAAAAUUUAUUUUUAUUAAUUGUUUAAAUAAAAAAAAGAUUUUAAUGGAAAAUGCUUAAAUACUCUUGUUUUUUACAAUGUAGAAACUUGAAACUUUUACGGAUUGUAGCUAAUGAUAUGAACUAUACAUAAUUUCACUUUUUACGUUAUUUGUUUACGUUAUGCUUCAUAAAUAAACAAUAAAGUUUCAAAUUUUGAACGCUCAUAUAUUUGUUUAUACAUAUAUAAAUCGGAGUUUAUUCGUGUCAAAUUUCAAUACGAUACGAAAUAAAACUUCAAUCAAAACUCGAAUUCAAAAAUUUCGUGUUUUUAUUGUAGUCUUAGAAAAACCACCGGUAGAGACGUUUUGUGCUACAAUUAACAUUAGAAUUCGUUUUGUCGUAUAAUCAAUUAAACGCUUUUCUUUAGUUCAAUCGUUUGGGUCAAAUCUUUAGACGUUAAUUUGACUGCCUUUUCUACAAUGCAAAUGACUAAAAAUUUGCAGACAUAUGCAUUCGCGGGAACAAUACACGAAUAGUAAAUAAAAACAUUUUUUGUUUAUUAUUGUCUAAAUAAAAAAAAACGAUUUUAACGGAAAAUGCUUAAUUUCUCUUGUUUUUUAUAAUGAAGAAAUUUGAAACUUUUACAGAUUGUGGCUAAUUAUAUGAACUAUACAUACUUUCACUUUUUACGUUAAUUGUUUACGUUAUGCUUCAUAAAUAAACAAUAAAGAUUCAAAUUUUUUGCCGAUUCCGACUACUUUUCAUGUUUGUACAUCAUAUUUUUUAUAGGUACAUAUUUUAAUAAACAUGACGAUAUAUUUUAUUGUUUGAAAAGUGCAAGACUAAAAGUAAAAAAUAAAAAAAUAUGAAAAAAAAUUUUUUAAGAAACGCUUUUCCUUAGUUACGAGUGACUAAAAUUAAACAUAUAGAAAAAUCAACUAAAAAGCAAAAAAUAAAAAAAAGUGAAAAAAUCUAACACAUUCGUUAAAGUUGUUCUGAAGCUAUUUUUCUUUAACAUUCGUUAAAGAAAAGUGUGGUGCGAAAACCGUUUAUUCGAUGAAGACGCGCCAUGCUUUUCUUUGACAAAUGUGUUAGAUUUUUUUUUAUUUCUUACUUUUUGGUUGAUUUUUUAUAAUAUGUUUAAUUUUAGUCACUCGUAACUAAAGAAAAGCGUAUCUUAAAAAAUUGUUUUUCAUAUUUUUUUAUUUGAUAUUGUAUUUAAUUACAGAGUAAUUUCCACAUACUAAUAUAUUUCUCAAUUUGGGCUCUGUACCGCCAUUCUUUAUUAUAUUACGAAUAUGUGUGCCAAAUAUCUCGACAAAAUAUUCAAAAUUACAGCCGCAAUCUUGGAACGCGUUUGUUGCUACCUGUUGAUCGCUACUGUAGCCACUGAAUAAAGUUUUUUUAAAGCAAGGUAACAAUAGUUUCAUGACAGUCACAGGUAAGAACGGGCCGGAUUAACCCAAGCCUAGCAAUUACGUACCCAGGCCCGUGCGCAGAAUUCGUUUAUGGGGGGGGGGGGGGUUUGACAUAUGUGUAUCAUGUUAGGUUAUGAAGUUAAUAAAAAAUAAUAAGAAACUUUUCUUAUAAAUGAAGACAUUUUAUUGUGUCUUGGUCUUGACUUGAUAUUCAGUUAUUAUAUAAUAAAUUAACUCUGCGAGGUGUAGAAAAAAACUUCUCCAAAACUCUUUGCGGAUCGACCUCGACAUCGCGAUGUAUAUUGAGCGAAGCUAAUCCGUUCAGCCGAUCUUCAGACAUUGUUGACCUGAGGUAAGUCUUGAGGCGACGCAAUGUUGAAAAGGAGCGUUCAUUCGUUGCUGUCGUUACAGGCAGAACUGCCAAAAUGCGAAGCAUUUGAUGUACAUUUGGAAACGCAUCUCCAUUGCACACAUCGAGUGCUUCAAGCGAAUUUUUAACGUUCUUUCCGGCGAUGCGUUGACGCCAAAGUUUGACUUCGUCUACCCAGAUGUCUACCCAGAGUUAAUAGACUUUUUUAUAAUGAUUUGUCUUUAUGUUAUUUAUAACGUUCAUGGAUUAUAUUCGUUUGUAUGUUAUUUCGUUCGGUGUAAAUAAAAUUUGUGUAUUAUCUACCUAUUAUUGGUUUUUAUUUUAACAUUUUAACCUGAAAAUGGUAGUGAUAAUCGGAGGAUCUUGAAAAUUUUGUCUGUCGAAACAAUGCAUUUUUUGAGACAUAUUUCACAAAAAUUAACAUUAAUUUUAUAAAAGUCAGACUGUCGGUCUGUAGUUAAUUUACAUAUUAUAUUUUUAUUAACUAAAUUUAAACAUCAGUUAGCCCACAAACGAUGCUUUGCGUUUCCACUCCUUCUUACAGGUCUCCAUAAUCGAUACUAUCGAUGGUUGCAUUCACAAUGACACUGAUAAUAGGAGGUAAAAAAGGCGGGAAAAUUCAAAAAAAACGUGCACAAGAUCGAGAAAGUUGAGAAUGUCGAAACAAAAAUUGACAACAAAAUAUUUAUUAUCAAGUCGGUUUGACUUUCGUAGAAUAAGGACUAUUGCUAGUGGAAAAUUAUGUGGAAAAAUUCUCGAUGGGGGGGUUAGAACCCCCAAACCCCCCCCCCCUGCGCACGGGCCUGUACGUACCCAUGUGUCUACUAGCGUGACGCUUACUGUAUAAUCGAAACAGCAUCAAAUUUCCUUCACGUGACUCUUCCAGAAGGCAUUUAACGUGUCUUGUUUUGGUUAUUUCUACUGCAUCUCGAUUUUAAAUUAAUUUAGUAUAGGUAGAAAUCAAACGGUCAAUAUUGUUUCACAUUGUUCAAUAUAAAAAAAUAGUAUAUUUGUUAUGAAAAAGUGAAAUUAUUUAUAAUUUUAUUAAUUUCAACAUAACUGAGACAUUCGGCAACGCUGCUUGACGUUUAACAGUUCUAAAAUAUCGGUAUCAUAAUGUAAUCAAUACGAAAAUGUCAUUUAGCCGGUUUGAUUUUUGGUUAGUGGUGAUUUAAUUUAAUGAACUAAUUUGUUAAUAUUAUAGGGAAAUUAUUUAAUUUACUAUAACUUAUAUUAAGAUUUUUUAAGUGAAAUUUUAUAUAUUUUUAAACUAUUUCAGAGAGAAUGAUGCCCCUAUGUGAUAUUGUGAUUAGCUACAAAGGUUUAUUCAACCACUAGCUUCUUCUCUUUCAAAUAAUGCAUGAAAGAACUUUUGGUAAAAUAAUGCAACCUUUUGAAUUUUGAUCAAGUGAUGGAAAACCUAUAUCAAAUUGACUAUAUUCUGUGAACAUAAUUUGUAUGGCUUUUUGGAAUAAAAUAUAAUAGUUGAAAAUAUAUCAACUUUUUCCUAUAUUUCAUACAUUUUUUUUACUUUUCAAACCGAAAAUCUUCAAAAUUGAUAUGUUGGGUGCGCCACAUGAUACAAUAACCAAAGAUAUGACACGCAGCGUUCCUAAUUUCGUUCAGGUCGCGCAUGACGUCACGUUGUGAGUAGAUCACAUUUCGAAUGCAUUGCCAUUAUGAUUUGGGGAUUUUAGCUUUUAAUAUCAGUUGUGAAAUUUUCGAGAAGUGCUGUUUUGUUUAGUAUGAUUAAAUAUAAUUAUUGAGAACAUAAUCUAAUAAUAGAAAUCAAUUACAAACAUGAGUUUUUAUUAUUAGGCAAGAUAGGUCUUAUUAUAUAUUAUACUGUAUAAUACACAGCGUUGCUCUCUACUGUCGUUCUGAAGCUAUUUUCUUGUGGCAUUUUUGUAAUUAACUAUUUUUAAUGAGAAAUAAGCCACAAUUUUACCAAAAAAAGGAUUUUAUUAACGUUUCGAUGUCCAAAUCGGAUGCCGUUCUUAAAAUACAAAAAAUAUUAAUGAAUUAAACAAAAAUUCUUGUAAUAAUUUAUUUAAUCUGUGUCAUUUAUAUCGGCAAUUCAGACUUAAUAUAUUAUACAUUUUAAAGUAGAAGACUUUAAAAUGAUAUUGCCAAUUGUUCCAGGAAAAAACCUCGUAAUACUAUCAUGACAUCGUAAGUAUUAGUUCUUACUAUUAUUAUCGUAAGUAUUAUAUUAGAAUCUGGUAUUAGUUUUGAGAGUAAACUAAAGUAAGACCUAAUACUGACGAUGUCGGGAUAGUAUCACGAGGUUUUUUCCUGGUUUUCCCUCGUGACUUACUAUGGAAUCUCUAACGCGAGAAUUUUACUGUCACCGUUGCAUGUGGUUGUAUUUUUAAAGACAGAUCACAUGCUAUGAUUUUUUUCUGUGACGGAUAUUCUUGAGUUGGGGUUGAUUUCAUGUAAUCGAAUUAACAAUUGGCAAUAUCAUUUUAAAGUCUUCUCCUUUAAAAUGUAUAAUAUAUUAUGUCUGAAUUGCCGAUAUAAAUGAGUCAGAUUAAAUAAAUUAUUAGAAGAAUUUUUUUUUACUUGGCAACAACAUUUUUGUUUAAUUCAUUAAUAUUUGUUGUAUUUUGACAACGGCAUCCGAUUUGGACGUCGAAACGUUAAUAAAAUCAUUUUUUAGUAAAAUUGUGGCUUAUUUCCCAAUAAAAAUAGUUAGUUGCACUCUACCAGAAUCCACUUUGCCUUUUCCCGCUUUGGCUAAAUUUUGGGAUGAAAUAGCUUCUUUUUGUUAAGGCAUCGAAAUUUUUAGGAGAAUUUUUGCAUUUUGCGUUUGUUAACGUUGUUUGCGUUUUGUUAACGUUAAAAUUUUCUGCACGUUUACGUUUACAUAAUUGUUUUCACACACAUCGCACUUUUUUGUCUUUUGGGAAACUAAAAAACUUAAUAUUCGUAUCGAAAUCUUGUGAUUGAUUGUCCACAUUACAACCAAACACGGCACACCUCAUUUUUAAUAAAAGUUUAACAAAUUAUAAGUAAAAUUCACCUUAAACAAAAAAUAAACACCGUUUACUAUACGACAGCACUGAAUUUAAUGCUGUUCUACUCACAGAGUGACGUAGCUACAUAUGCCCCGCCCACCGACUCCAUCUCAUAUCUUCAGUUAUUGUAUCAUGGGUGCGACAGGUAAUAAGUUACUACAAAAAAGCAACACCUUCAUUAUCUUUUUGGUGUCAAUUGUGCCACGCUUAAAAUUAAUAGAAUUAAAAUGAGUUUUUAUAUGAAUACCAGCUUUUUGUAUUAUUUUUCAAUUGUUGUGUGUCAUAUAUCAUCUAUUUUACACCUUGUUGUCAUGUAUUGUGAUUAUCUUCAUGUAAUGUUUGCAUUUUUGUUCGAAAAUGACUAUUAAGCUUGUCACGCACGGGGAGCUAUACUGUAAUAUGUAUAUAUUAUAUUAUAUCAUAUCGCUCUCUAUUAUAGUAAUGAGUGAGCCUGCAUACACGGAAUAUUAUAGUAUAGCUCCCCGUGCGUGACAAGCUUUAAACGUCAUUUGCCAUCUUUAACAAAGCUGACAAAUUAUGUUUCUGUCAUUUGAAAUUUAUGUCCUGCCUUGGAGCAAUUCCUAUGUCACCUGUCAAUUGUAUGAUGCUUAAAAGUAUUAAAAUAGAUUUCUAUGUGAGUAGAAGCUUUUUAUAAUGCCUUUCUUUUGUAGUGACUUGUACAAUCACCUAUUUUUCUUCUCUGUUAACACUUUAUAUGCAUAUAACAUCUGUUCAGUCACUUGUUAUUUAUUCCUUUCAUGGAGCAAUUGAUGUGUCAGCUGUCAAUUGUGCCAAGAUUAAAAAAUAGCUUUGUUCGCAGAGACAGUACAUGACUGGUUUCUGACAGAUUUGCUUGCACAGUUCCGUUUUCAAGCGCUUGAAAACGGAACUGCGCAUGCGAAUCAGUGAGACAUCAGUCAUGGACUGUCUGCCAACAAAGCUAUAAGAUAAGUAUAUAAUAGAAGCUUCUUACACAUCUACUGUCACUUAUUGUGAUUAAAUUCAGGUCAUGUCAUGAAUAUAUACGAAAAUACCUGUAAAGAAUAAAAUAUUCAUUCAAUAUACAGGGUGUCCUCGAAAAUAGUGCGUUCCUUAAAGGUAUAGGUAGAAGGUACAAUGUAGAGCAAAAAAGUCCUAUAACAUUUUUUUCUAAUUGAUCCGUUUGACCAAAAAACGAAAAUAUAUUUUGAUAUGCAAAUUAAAGUCUGGCAACAACGCGCAACUCAAAAAUCUAGGUAGGUCAGUUGCAUCUGGUAGGUAAAAUAAUGUAAAUAUCAACCAAACCCAUAUCCAUUAUUUUGCAGGUAGGUACCUACGAUGUCAACAACCCCAAAAAUCGCACCUCAAAGUAAAUAAACAAGGGGUUAUUAGCUUAAAUUUCCACAGUCACAGCAAGUUCUUCUAGGCUACGUUGCCAUGUCAUUAAAAUUUAUGAAAAUAAAAAUUCACUUAUAUGGAGAGCAAUGUAAUUUUUUUCUUGGAAACGGUCAACUUUAGAAAAAAAUGUUAUAGGACUUUUUUGUUCUAAACUGAAGGGGUAUAACCAGGAUGAUCCUAAGGGGGGGGUUACAUUUACUUGAAGGUCUCUGGGGGGUAUGGAAUAAUGGUGUUAAGCGUAUAGAGCUCAAAGUACAUCCAAAAGGGGGGGGGUUAUAACCCCCAAAACCACCCCCUGGUUACGCCUAUACUAAAUUGUGUAUUGUAUCCAUACCUUAAAGGAACGCACUAUUUUCGGGGACUUAGAUUUUCUAAAUAGUAACUUAUUCCUGUCGACCGGAUUUCUAAUAAACUUGUUACAUUGUUAUCUACACUUAUACCAACCAAUAGGUAUUAGUUGUCGUCUUCCACAAUAAUAUCCUCGUUUACAAAGGAGUGUUUUAUCCUCUCCUAUAAUAUAGCGACAUAACUUAUUCCAUUUAGUACUUAAAGACAUUUUUUUGGUAGUACCUUCAGUUUUUUUAUGCUUAAGUCUGAUAUUUAACAAAAAAAAAGAAUAUUCGGAACUUUUUGACAGAAUUGUACCGCUGUAUUUUAAUCGCACUCUCGUUUUCAAUUAGGAGCAACCAUUGGACUGUUUGAAAUAUUUUUAGUACAGUAAACGCAAAACAGAUGUCGUUUUACGUCAUAUUUCACGUCAGCAACAGCAUCAUACAUUAGGAUAACGAAUGUCUAUGACGUAUGACGAAAAUUGUUUUGCAGUUGAUGAUUUUUUGCACCCGGAAUAUAAGUUUUCUUUUUAAAUUUUUUGUACUUUAUUUUCAGUUUUAUCCGUGUAUAACUUGUGAUAAAAAAACCUUAGCAAAUUUAUAGGCGUUAUGGAAGAAGUACUAUUGUACUUCAAAGUACCUCCUAGAAGCCACUAGAAUCAGAAUACUUGAAACAUACAUAGGUCAAACUAGUUGGUAUAAUAAUUGUAUAAAUAUUUGCAAAGAUAGCCGUACGAAAUUUUGAAAGUAUCAUAGAAUUCUCUAAUAGAUCAAAUCUACCGCUGCUAACUAGCCUUUUAUAGAGAAAUUCUAGUAUUGUCAAUACUACAUCCAGUUUUCUAAAAACGUAGAUUAUAAUAUAUAAAACAUAAAUCAUUCGUAUCAUGAAACAUAACGUCGACAAACACAAUUGCUGCAAUUGUAGGCAACCGGUAACACACAGUGUAUUGGUUGCCACACUGUUGUACAAUUAUAUUUAUACACAAUUUACAGUAACUUUUGUAUUUUGAAGUAUUUGAUUCUUGUGAAAAAUAUACUAAUAAAAGUGUGAUUUUUACCAAGGUCUGUCAGCUUGCAUGUACAGUUUGUUUUUGAAUCAUUUUCAAAGUUUACAUGUGCAAUAAUAUAUUAUGACAGUUAGGAGGCAAGCUGAGAGAUUAGUGAUUUAUUAAAAAAUUUAUGUACUAUAACCUAGUGAUGUUACAAGUCAUGUGCUUAACGAAGAAACAAUUUACUUUUAUUCAACUCCGGCAAAUGAUUUUAAUCAAAUUAGAUAGGUAGAACAAUCAAGAUGCAAACAAACGGAUAAAACAAAAUGACAAAAAUCAAAGGACAACAAAAUGAUUAACUACCACUAAAUAUUCUUUCUCCUUCCACCAUGAAGGGGAUAUUGAUCCCUGUCUCUCGGACCUUCAGUAUGAUUGCUUCUGUCUUUUGUGAAGCAUAUUUUAGAUAUUAUCUGUUUGCUAACCAAACAUUAACCCUUUUUUCUAACGCAUUGUUUGCCGAGUUCAUGAUAAGCAGGUUAUCAUACUAUUAAAUCAUCUGCGUAUGACACGGCCUGUAUCCCUUGUCCUAUAGAUCUUCUAGAAUCUAGAAUGUCGUUAUAAAAGAUAUUGCAAAACAUCGGUUUGACAACCGAACCCUGUGGCACACCGUGUGUCUCCAUUAUAUUGCCCUUUGCUGUGCUUAUUUGUCUUUUUGUGAAGUAUUCCUUUACUAAAUUUUGAAGGUAUGGAGAUACUUCCUAAUAUCUUCAUAUAUUUAUUAUUGUUUUCGAGCUUGCACAAUUAAAGGCAUUUUUAAUAUCUAAAAAGAAGACUACCAUUCCCCUACUUCUACAUGUGGCCGUUAUUUCUAUUACUCCUCCCACUGAGUCUAUUGUAGAUUUCCCUUUCCUAAACCCAUAUUGCCGUUCAGAUAUUCCUCAGUUUUCUGUUACUUUUUACUAUUUUUAUUAAUAUUUAUAGGUUCCUGCCCAAUAGGACUUUUCAACGCUUCUCAUUUGUUUCGAGCUUCUGUCAUAUGUCAUAUAUUAAUAUUAUAAUAUAUUAUAAUAUAUUGGAAAGUCCUGUGUAUUUAGUAGACACAUGUGCCUAAAAGUCUCUUGUUAAUCGAUUUCUUUGCCAGGUUUUGGAAUGAGUAAUAGGUUAGCUAGUUUCCAUUUUUUAGGGAAUACUUGUCUUCUUAGAAGAUCAUUCGUGAUUUCUUUUUAUUCUGGUAGGUAUAAUUUUGUCUGGACCUGGUGCUUUUCCAGCUUUCAAUGUGUUUCAUGCUACCACAAUGUCUUCUGUUGAAAAUCCAGUUAUUGGUGUUCUUGUUUGUGAUGGUCUUAUAGCGAUACGCUUUAAUUACUAUUUUUGCUAAUUUAAUUUUCUUAAUCUUUAAUAACUUUUCUCAAAACGAAAUAACAUUAGUCAUUUAAAAUUCACAAACCAUAUGCCAACAAGGGCCGUUGAUUUCGAGAAACGAAAAUGUAUCCCCAAACAGAUUGUAGAAGAUUAAUGUUUUUUUCAAGGAAACACUAAUUGAUUACAAUGCCAGAUUGCCACACUCUUCAUGUCAACUUCUUAAAAUACAAAAAGGUUCUCAUCUUUUAAAAGGCAGAUGCAGUAAUUUAUGGCUCUUCUGGCCAUUAUCGCAAAACCGCAAACCAGUUGACAUAAUAGUUGGUGGUCCGGCAAAGUCAGUCUCUACACAGCAUGCGAACGAUUCAGACACACCCUCGCUCUCGCUAACAAUACCCUUUCGAGAUAUAAGCAAAACACCACGCUUGUUUACCCAAAAUAAAUAAAUAUAUUACUGUUCGUUGUUACACUUAUUUUUAAUUAAUUCCGUCAACACACACCACCGGAAUAGUCUAAAAUUAAUGAUUUCUCUUUUUCGAAAUAAUCCCGCUGCUAGUUCUUUUCUAUGGCUUUCUUCAGUUUUUAGAAUUUUAAAAUUAUUUAAAUAUUUUAUUCAUUUAAAUCAUUUUAAACCGUCUCUGUGAUUUAAUCUAUUUGUAACACUUAUAGAAGAUCAUGUUAGAGAAAACAGCGGAUUUGCUAAGAAAGUAUUUUUUUCUAAUCAUAACCUCAAAAUAAAAGCGUGACGUAAAAUUAACAUGGCUUCCAUGAUUCUAGCAAAUAAAAUGUAUGACUUGUGACAUCACUACUUAAUAAUUUAUUGGAGAAAAAUGACCUAAAAGUGAUUUGUAAUUAAUUUAUUUUAACGGUAAAUCCAAGUAUGUAAUUUAAAUAAUAAAGAAUAUAUUUUA
Molecule: messenger RNA, 16988 nt
Organism: Diabrotica virgifera virgifera (western corn rootworm)
Lineage: Eukaryota; Metazoa; Arthropoda; Insecta; Coleoptera; Chrysomelidae
Gene: Stim
Product: stromal interaction molecule homolog
Exons: 10
Coding region: 287-2236 (649 amino acids)
Biological process (GO): intracellular calcium ion homeostasis; activation of store-operated calcium channel activity; store-operated calcium entry
Cellular component (GO): plasma membrane; endoplasmic reticulum
Molecular function (GO): protein binding; calcium ion binding; calcium channel regulator activity
Source: RefSeq, a predicted model, not a curated record